Molecule: messenger RNA, 1716 nt
Organism: Aspergillus novofumigatus IBT 16806
Lineage: Eukaryota; Fungi; Ascomycota; Eurotiomycetes; Eurotiales; Aspergillaceae
Product: CRAL/TRIO domain protein
Exons: 2
Coding region: 152-1321 (389 amino acids)
Molecular function (GO): phosphatidylinositol transfer activity
Source: RefSeq, a predicted model, not a curated record
UUUGUCGAUCUCGAUGAGGAUUGGCGAAAAUAAGAAAAAGCAAAGAAGAAAAGUUCUGACUCCUGUGACAUAACUUCAGCACUCGUUUAGACCAUUGACGCUUAGAUUUAUGAGAUAUAGAAAGUUGGUUUGAAAGUAUAACUUGAUCACAAUGAGUGCACCGUCAGAAGCUCCCGCUGCUGCAACAGCUCCAGUCACCGACUCACAGGCCAAUGCUCCAGCUUUGUCGUCUCCGUCAAAUCCGGUUGAGGAUCAAAGUCCUGCUGCGACUACAUUGCAAUCUACGGCCCAGGUUCCGCCUUCUAAUACCAGUGCGAAUAAUGAGAAAGAUAUUGAAUCGAACCUCCCGACUUCCGCUGCUGAUGGCCUCGUUCAGAGACCAUUCCCUCGCCCUCUUGAUACAGCAAAACCAGCGGCUCCUGCUGAACUUACCCCUGAUCAACAAUCGAAAUAUGAGGCAGUCCUGAAGGCGGUUUCUGAAUGGACCACUGUUCCGACAACAUCGGCAAAAAAUGCUCCCACGGCCCCAAUCACAGACGAUGAGCGCCUGUUCUUGACCCGGGAAUGUCUUCUGCGGUACUUGCGCGCUACGAAAUGGAAUGUCGCCGAAGCUAUCACCCGACUUCAGCGCACUCUCACUUGGCGCCGCGAAUAUGGCCUGGAAAAGCUGACUCCGGACUACAUCUCAAUUGAGAACGAGACAGGUAAGCAGGUUAUUCUCGGAUACGACAUCCAUGCGCGACCCUGUCUCUACCUCUUGCCCUCCAACCAGAACACGGAGAAGAGUGACCGCCAGGUUGAGCACCUAGUCUUCAUGCUGGAGCGCGUGAUCGACCUUAUGGGGCCGGACCAGGAAACUUUGGCACUUAUUGUGAAUUUCAAUGAGACGAAGUCUGGGCAGAACGCGAGUUUGGGUCAAGCUAAGCAGACGCUAAACAUUCUUCAAAACCACUAUCCGGAGAGAUUGGGACGGGCAUUGGUGAUAAAUGUGCCGUUCGUCAUCUGGGGCUUUUUCAAAGUAAUCACUCCGUUUAUCGACCCAUUGACUCGGGAGAAGUUGAAGUUCAACGAAGAUCUUCGGCAGCAUGUGCCUGCCGGCCACCUGAUGAAAUCCGUAGGUGGUGAUGUGGAAUUCCGAUAUGAUCAUUCCAUAUACUGGCCGGCUUUGAAUCAGCUGGCUGAUAAGAAAAGGAACGAGUACCGACAGCGCUGGAUCCAGGGAGGCAAGCGUAUCGGAGAGUUCGAGCAUUAUCUCAAGACCGGUACCAGCCCCAGUCUGUCUCAGUCCGAGAGCACCAACGGGGUUAGCGAGAAGCCGUGACAGGACUUCUUCAACCUCCUAUGGCCAUCACCUAUGCGCCGUCUCUUCGUUUUUCUUCCUGUUUUUCUACACGUGGGUCAAACGUCUCAUAAUUGCUUAGCCUGUUGCUGGAGGUAUCUGUGCAACACUGAGCGUCAUAAUCUGCUGGGGAAUCCGGUGUAUAUUCCCUUGACCUUCGGCCUCUUCCAUGAUUAAUGUUUGCUUCUUCUUCCCACCAGCCUUUCUUUCCCAAGUCUUGUUGUAUUUUGAGGCUUUUCCUGCCUGCUUUCGGACUAAUAGACGCUUAUAUUACAUGCUCGUUAAGAGGCUAUACUCUGGAAAGAGCGGAAUGUAUAUAGAACUGCAGCUACCUCCUCUCUAUAAACUUGAGAUACAAUCGAUGCUGUCAUGUAAUC